AUGUGCAUGAAGCAGGGCAGGGUGGAGGAGCGAGAGGCUCUGAUCCUGGAACUACAGGAUGUCAUCACUGAGCUACACCAGGAGAUGUCUCUGAAAGAACAGCACGAGCUCGAGCAGCUUCAACAGCUCCUUCAGCUGGAGGCCAGAGUCGAAGAGCUUCAAGAGCAGGUACAGGGUUCAGAGGACACUAUAGCUCAGCUGAGACUAGAGCUAGCUGAGAGAGCAGAGAGCAGCAGCACCAUGCUGAAUGUUGCUGAGCAGAUCCAGCGGCUGGAGGAGGAAGUGUCCAGGCUGAAAUCUCAGCAUAGUUCAGUCAGUCAGCAGGAUUGGUGUUGGCUCCGGAGGGCACGGGAGGAGCUGAAAGCAAGAGAGGAGGAGUGGAAGAAAGAGAGAUCCUUCUUUCAAGAGCAGCUCAAUGGCGUCAGAGAGGAGCUCCACCGCGCCAACCUCAGGGAAGAAGAGCAUCGGCUGAAAGUGCUGCAGAUUGAUGAACUCCAAAGAGAGGUUGACAAGACACUGGCACUGCUUGAAAAGGAGAGAGAGGAUUGUGUAAAGGCCAAGGAGCUGGAACGACUGGGAGAAGAGCAACUCAAGGACAAGCUGGUAGAAGAGCAGUCCACAGUCUCCAGGCUGCAGCACGAGCUUCAGGAAGCAGAGCGUCAGAGGAAUCUCCUGGGCACCAGAGUAGCUGCGCUGAACUGUGACAUCCAGCAGAAAGACUGCAGGCGGCUCGCAGAGCAAGACGAGCUGGCAGAGCAGAUGCAGCAGGUCAUGUCUAGGGAAGUGGAGGUUGUGUCCCUACAGAAGGAGGUCAGCAGACUUCAGGAGAUCCUGAAACAGAGAGAGGAGGUGAUAGAGAAGAACAAACACAACACGGCACAGCUCCAGCGUGGGACAGACUCCCUUUACAAACAGUGUAAAGUUCAAAAGGACGAGCUGUGUGAUCUGCGAGAGGAGGUGCAGGAACAGAAGGAGAGCCGGGUGAAGGAGGUGCAGGCCCUUAAGGAAGAGCUGCAGAGCACACAAAGUCAUCUGCAGCAGCACAGAGAUAACCUGGAGAGUCUGUGCCGAGAGCUGGAGACGGCCCACAGACAGCAGAGAGGCACGGAGGACGAGGUCUCCGGCAGGGUGGCAGCUCUCCGCAGUCAGGAUGCAGAGUUGAUUCAACUAAAGGUAGGUCUACUGGAGGCUGAGAAACUGGCCACAGACGCAGAGGCACGACUGCAACCUCUUAGCGAAUCCCUCGAGCUCUGCAAACACAAGUACCAGGCCUGCCUCAGCAAGAUCGCACAACUAGAGAUCAGUUUAGUGGCACAGAGGGAAGAGCAGGUCCUCCGUCUGAGGGCUCAGGUUGUAGCUCUGCAGGGGGAUCUGCAGGUACACUGCGCCCAGCUGGAGAGUGGAGACGAUGCCCUUGCCGCACUAAGCCAGCAGCUCCGAGACACGCUGGGAGAGCUGGAGCACAGCCGUAAACACAGCCAGGAGUGUGAGCUGCUCAUCAGCUCUCUCAGAGACUCUGCUGCUACCCUUCGCCGACAGGCUGAAGAGCGGGAAGAGAUGGUAGUGAAAACACAGGCUGAUUUUUCCAUCUACCGGGCCACUCACGUUCACUCCGACUCAGACUAUGAAUCCCAGCUGUCCCGCGUUCAGGAACUAGAGCACGCGCUGUUCCAGUUGCUGGAGCGCUGCGGUCAGAGUGCCCAGGAGUUGCGGGUCUGCCAGCUGGAGUUGGCACGGCACCGAGAUGCCAGUACGACAGAGGUGCAUCGUCUGCAGGAGCAGGUGAGAAAGCUCCAGGCGGAUGCAGCGGAUGAGGGCCGGAGACGAGCACAAGUUGAUUCUCUGGAACAGAAGGUAGCCAGUCUAGAAGGAGAGCUACAGGCAGCUCAAAGGCAGUGUGACCAGGCGCGGGAGAAGAUCCGAAGCAAGGCGGCGGAGGCAGAGAGGCAGGCCGUCUCUGCUCGAGGGCUAGAAGCUGAUCUGCAGAGAGCCAAGAAAGAGAAAAGGCAAAGGGAGAAAGAGUGUGCCUCACUCAAAACACAGAUGCUUCAGCUCAGAGAACAACUGAAGGAGUAUCACGCCACCUGCAGAGACACAGCUCAGGAGCUGACGCAGCAGCAGGAGAAAGUGCAGCUGUUGGAGAGAGGUCAGCGUCUGGCUCAGGAGCAGCUCUCAGAGCGUGUGACGGAGGUGGUGCAGGCAGAGAAAGCCCAGAGGAGACUCCAGGCAGAGCUCAAGAGAAUAACAGACAGUCUGGAAAGCACCCAACAGGAGCUGCAGGACUCACGAUGUCCAUUCAAAACUCAGGAGCUGACGCAGCAGCAGGAGAAAGUGCAGCUGUUGGAGAGAGGUCAGCGUCUGGCUCAGGAGCAGCUCUCAGAGCGUGUGACGGAGGUGGUGCAGGCAGAGAAAGCCCAGAGGAGACUCCAGGCAGAGCUCAAGAGAAUAACAGACAGUCUGGAAAGCACCCAACAGGAGCUGCAGGACUCACGGAGGCUGCUGGAGCGUGUGAAGACAGAGGCCAGCAGUAGCAGACAGGAAGCCGUGAGACUCCAGCAGGUGAAUCAGCAGAUCCAGGAAGAACUGGAUGUCAACAGAGAGACCCUCUCAGCCCUGCAGACUAAGAUGUGUGAACAGGAGAAGCUUCUAAACACACAUCAGGAGCAUGUUUCUGAGCUGCAGCUCACCAUCCACAGGCUGCAGGAAGAAGAGGUGAACAGCCAGACUCGGCUGCAGCUGUGCAGGAGAGAACUGGAGACCAGAGAUGAGCAAGUGGAGAAACACUACCUAGAGGCUACAGUGUCCAGGCUGAAGCUGGAUCUGGAGCAGGAGCGGGAGCGGUGGCAGCAGGGGGUACGAGAGGCAGCCAAGGCCGAUCAGAGAGGGAGAGAGCUGAGACUGGAGCUCAGCGCAGCACAGGCGUCUCAUAAAGAGUAUAUGGAGCUGCUGGCUGAGUACAGUCGAGAGGUGACGGCCCAGAGGAGUGAGCAGGCCCGUCUGCAGCAGUGCCUGAUCCAGCUGACAGAGGAGAGGGAGACUCAGGAGGAGCGAGUCAGACAGAUGAGCGCAGAUCUACAGAGAGCGCACAGUGAGAGCAGGUGCUCUCAGGAGGAGGUUGAGGCUUUGCUCUCACAGAUGGACGCUGCCAAUCAGAAGUACAGCACAGCUGUGUGUGAGGCCGACGUUUUGCGGCAGUGUUUAGGAGACGCACGGAGUGACAGCUCUCGACUUCACAGGGAAAGCGAGCUCGUCGUGACCAAUGUGAACCAGUGGGUGAAGGAGCAAAAGCACACUAAUGAGAAACUGGCACUCAAGAUCAAAGACCAGAGCAGGAAGAUCAUCCACCUGACAGCUGAGAGAGAUCACCUUCAGGAGAAUGUGAAGGGUUUACAGGGGGAAAUCAGGAGGCUGAAAGCAGCUGGCUAACGAGAGAAUGGAAGCAGAGCGACUGAAGUGAAGAAAGAGGAAGAAGAAAGCACUUCCUGACCACCUGCAGCGCAAGUCUGUGCCAGUCAGUGCCUGUGUCUGGAUCGACGUCAAUGGCUACAGAACGGUUUUCAGCAAACCAACUGUCUGUUGGAUCCCUUCUUAAUCACUGACACAAUGAGUUCUAGAAAAACAUGAUUAUCAAAUGAUGGCUGAUAAUUGACCUUACGACAGAUAAAUGACUGACGGCCCAAAUAGCCAAUCAAAUCAAUUCUCUGACUUUUGUCUGUCAAACUGACUGAAUUGUAGACUGCAUGAACAAAUAAGCUUCUGAAUGAUCGUCCAAAAGCAAAACAUCUCUAUGUUUGCUCAAAGGAAAGGAAUAGUAGAAUACAGAUUUUUCAAGGUUAAAGGCAGGUGCACAGACCCCAAGUAGUUCAAGCAUGUGAAUUUUGAUCUUUCUGUUGUUAUUGCCAUGCUCUACUGUCUGAGCUUCAG
Messenger RNA from Sinocyclocheilus anshuiensis, 3924 nucleotides. RefSeq names its product centrosome-associated protein CEP250-like. The record is from RefSeq and is a predicted model, not a curated record. The transcript is spliced from 27 exons. NCBI's taxonomy places the organism in Eukaryota, Metazoa, Chordata, Actinopteri, Cypriniformes, Cyprinidae. Gene Ontology annotation, biological process: spermatogenesis. Gene Ontology annotation, cellular component: sperm head-tail coupling apparatus. Bases 1 to 3426 code for a protein of 1141 amino acids.